GAAGGAGAUAAAGUUUGUUGGCGAUGAAGCCACAGGCAGGCAUUUCCUCUCCAAAGUGCAAUGGCCAGGCGAUGAAACAGAUGCUUCUUGGUGGAGGAUGUGGAAUGUGUCAUGGUUACUCUCCGGUCCUGUUAUGCGCAUGCGCAUCACUAAAAUUAAUAAUUAUAUAAAUCAAGCCUCCCACUAUAAUUUACAUAAAAUUUUUUUUAUAGCUACAGAGUACUCGAGUAAAUCUAUAGAUCUAACUAUGGCAAAUGAAGAGAAGUCUGCCAAAAGCCCACUUUCAACAAAAACCCUUGCCCUGGUUGGUGUAGGCAUUGCUGUAGUCUUGGUGAUUGUGAUUGCAGUUGGUAUUGGUGUUGGUGUGGGUGUCGGAGUCUCCAAUGCCAACAGUGCAAGUGCUGAAGACAGUGCUACUUACAGCAAUGCAGCUGUAGCUGCUGAUGCUGAAGCUUGCUCUAAAGCAGGAGUGGAAAUGCUCAAGAAAGGAGGGAGUGCUGUGGAUGCUGCGAUAGCCGGUCAGCUUUGUGUGGGGGUUGUCAAUUUUCACUCUGCUGGAAUUGGAGGAGGAGGCUUCAUGGUCUACUACAAUCACACCAGUGGAGAGUCAUUCGCUCUGGAUUUUCGAGAGGUUGCCCCUCUGAAUGCGAGUACAUACAUGUACAACAACACUGCUUCUGACAGUCACAUAAGAGGUGGACUCUCCAUUGCUAUUCCUGGUGAGAUUCGAGGCUAUGAUGUUGCUUGGAAGAGAUUUGGAAAAUUAGAAUGGAAUGAGCUAUUUGAGCCAGCUAUUCGAAUCGCUAUACUGAGGUUUCCAGGACUGGCAGAGUUGCUAGCUCCAGAAGGAAGUAUUCUACUUGAAGGUGACAUGCUGAAGCGUCCCCUCCUGGCUUCAACGCUCAGAAAUAUUGCCGACAAUGGUGCCAACUACUUCUACGAAGGUGCAUUUAUGCAGCAGAUGGUCAGUGAGCUACAAGCAAUUGGUGCCAUCAUAACUGCACGUGAUUUUGAGGAAUACAGUGUGGAGGAGCGACCUGUCACCAGGGCAUCUUACGAUGCAUAUGAUGUACUGGGAAUUUCGGCUCCCGGGGGCGGACCUGUCCUUGGGCUCAUACUAAACAUCCUCGAUGGCUAUGAUUUCAAGGAGGGAGAAUUGGAUGGCUUAUCCUCGCAUCGUAUUGUUGAAGCAAUGAAGUACGCCUACGCUCAGAGGCUAAAGCUGGGAGAUCCUGCCUUUAAUGACACAGUUAACCUAGCUGUUCAGUAUAUGCUGAAUGAAAAUACCGCAGUGGAUUUGAGGGGGAGAAUCAAUGACAGCAUGACGUAUCCCUCUGAUCAUUACAUUGAUCCGUUUAGUCCGCUGCAAGUUGCUCAUGAUCGUGGAACCUCUCAUCUUUCGGUACUUGCUGAGAAUGGAGAUGCUGUUUCAAUGACAAAUUCCGUCAACUACUUCUUUGGCUCCAAAGAUCGCUCCUCCACUAGUGGAAUAGUGUUUAACAACCAGAUGACAGACUUCAAUAUUCCUGGUAGAAGUGAUUCAUUCAAUGAGAUAUCAGUUAACUAUGUUGAGCCAAAGAAGAGACCUCUCUCUUCAAUGACGCCAACGGUGAUACUCACUAACGAUGGAGUUAAGAUGGUGGUGGGUGCAUCCGGAGGAUCUCGUAUUACUACAAGUGUAGCACAGGUAAUCCUUAAUGUGCUCGGGUUUUCUCUCCCUCUAAACGAGGCCAUCUAUCGCAGGCGACUACAUCAUAGGCUAAUCCCGAACUCUGUAUCAGUGGAGACUGAUUUCUCUGAAGACAUCACCAGCAGUCUGGAGUCGAGAGGGCACAUAGUACAAGUGAGCACUUCCUCUGCAGUGGUCCAGGGAAUAAACGUGGUGGAUGGUCUGCUGCAUGCUACUAGUGAUCCCAGAAAGGGCGGAAUACCAGAUGGAUACUAACCAGCAAACAAUACUAAGUAAACAAUAAGAUGAUAGGAUAUAGUGGAUCCUAUAAUAGAUCUAGCGAACAAUAAAGGAUAGUGGAUAUAGACAGUGAUCAAUAUCGGAUAUAGUGAAUAUAGUAACUAGGAUCAUAGUGGAUAGUAGUAACUAAGUAAUAGCUACAUGAUAGCAAGAGUUCAAAUGAACUCUUAACGAUAGUGAAUCUAUAUAAGUGAUAACCUUUUUUGCAUGUGAAUGUUGUCAGUUGCAGUUUUUCAGUUAUGUCCACAAUUCAUGUUAAAGAGAAUUAAAACAUAAUUUACCAAUUGA
Molecule: messenger RNA, 2257 nt
Organism: Halichondria panicea
Lineage: Eukaryota; Metazoa; Porifera; Demospongiae; Suberitida; Halichondriidae
Product: glutathione hydrolase 1 proenzyme-like
Exons: 8
Coding region: 98-1945 (615 amino acids)
Biological process (GO): glutathione catabolic process
Cellular component (GO): plasma membrane
Molecular function (GO): glutathione gamma-glutamate hydrolase
Source: RefSeq, a predicted model, not a curated record